Molecule: messenger RNA, 2388 nt
Organism: Sphenostylis stenocarpa
Lineage: Eukaryota; Viridiplantae; Streptophyta; Magnoliopsida; Fabales; Fabaceae
Source: the annotation of a GenBank genome assembly
AUGCAAAGACUCUCUACCACUGCUCGUUCUUCUUCCAUCUCCGCCUUAUUGCGCUAUGGCGGCGCACUUCGCAGGGACGUGGUUGCUCCCAUUUCCUCUUCUAACUUAGCUAAGGUGGGUGAGAAUGACACCCAAGUUAGAUGGUUUUCUAUUCUGGGUUCGGACAAAUCCAGCACUAUUGAAUCUGCAAAUCAUCCAAACUUAAGAAAAGAUUUGAUUUUGGGUAGACGAUAUGAAUCAACUGCUGCUGAAUCUUCUUCUACUUCCCCACCAGCCGAGAGAUAUGAGUAUCAAGCUGAGGUUAGUCGGCUCAUGGACCUCAUUGUUAACAGUUUAUACAGUAACAAGGAAGUGUUUCUUAGGGAGCUUAUUAGCAAUGCAAGUGAUGCUUUGGAUAAGCUGCGGUUUCUGAGUGUAACUGAGCCUGGGCUUUUGAAGGACGCAGUUGAUUUUGAUAUUCGAAUUCAAACUGAUAAGGAUAACGGGAUCAUAUCUAUUACUGAUACAGGCAUUGGGAUGACUAGGCAAGAUCUAAUUGAUUGCCUUGGAACUAUCGCUCAAAGUGGAACUGCAAAGUUUUUGAAGGCUCUAAAGGAUAGCAAGGAUGCUGGUGGUGACAACAACUUAAUAGGUCAAUUUGGUGUGGGAUUUUAUUCUGCUUUUCUGGUUGCUGAUCGGGUGGUUGUCUCAACAAAGAGUCCAAAAUCUGAUAAGCAAUAUGUAUGGGAAGGAGAGGCAAAUGCUAGCUCAUAUACUAUAACUGAGGAGACAGACCCUGAGAAGCUGAUUCCAAGAGGAACACGUCUUACACUGUAUCUUAAGAGGGAUGACAAAGGAUUUGCACAUCCAGAGCGGAUUCAGAAGCUUGUGAAAAACUAUUCACAAUUUGUUUCAUUCCCGAUAUACACUUGGCAGGAAAAGGGAUAUACCAAAGAAGUGGAAGUGGAUGAGGAUACAGAUGAAGCCAAAAGGGAUGAUCAAGAUGAGAAGACUGAGAAAAAAAAGAAAACUAAAACUGUUGUUGAGAAGUACUGGGAUUGGGAGCUGACAAAUGAGACCCAACCUAUCUGGCUUCGUAAUCCUAAAGAAGUCACUAAGGAGGAGUACAAUGAAUUCUACAAGAAAACUUUUAAUGAAUACUUGGAGCCAUUAGCAUCGUCACACUUUACCACAGAGGGUGAGGUAGAAUUUAGAUCUAUACUAUACGUUCCUGCCUUCGCUCCCUCAGGGAAGGAUGACAUAAUCAAUCCUAAGACCAAGAAUAUAAGACUUUACGUGAAGAGAGUUUUCAUUUCAGAUGACUUCGAUGGAGAACUGUUCCCCCGAUACUUAAGCUUUGUCAAAGGUGUUGUUGACUCAAAUGACCUCCCACUCAAUGUGUCGCGUGAAAUUCUUCAAGAGAGCCGCAUAGUGCGGAUUAUGAGGAAACGCUUAGUGCGAAAAGCUUUUGACAUGAUUCUUGGAAUAUCCAUGAGUGAGAACAGAGAGGACUAUGAGAAGUUCUGGGAGAACUUUGGCAAACACUUGAAAUUGGGUUGCAUUGAAGACCGUGAGAAUCACAAACGUAUUGCUCCAUUGCUUCGCUUUUUCUCAUCCCAAAGUGAUGAAGAACUGAUUGGCUUGGAUGAAUAUGUUGAGAACAUGAAACCUGAUCAAAAGGACAUUUAUUACAUUGCUGCUGACAGUGUGACCAGUGCGAAGAACACACCUUUCUUGGAGAGACUUGCGGAGAAGGAUCUUGAAGUUAUGUUUUUGGUGGAUCCAAUAGACGAGGUUGCCAUUCAAAACCUUAAAUCAUACAAGGAAAAGAAUUUUGUUGACAUUAGCAAGGAAGACUUGGAUCUAGGUGAUAAGAAUGAGGAAAAGGAAAAAGAAAUGAAGCAGGAAUUUGGCCAAACAUGUGACUGGAUGAAGAAACGAUUGGGAGAUAAAGUUGCAAGUGUGCAAAUCUCAAACCGACUUAGCUCUUCACCCUGUGUUCUGGUGUCUGGAAAAUUUGGUUGGUCUGCAAACAUGGAAAGGCUGAUGAAGGCACAAAGUAUGGGUGAUGCAUCCAGCUUGGAGUUCAUGAGGAGUAGAAGGGUGUUUGAGAUCAACCCUGACCAUGCCAUUAUCAGGAAUUUGGAUGCUGCAUGCAAAACAAAUCCCGAUGAUGAAGAUGCCCUCAGAGCUAUCGAUCUUUUGUAUGAUGCAGCUUUGGUUUCCAGUGGUUUUACGCCUGAAAAUCCAGCACAACUUGGAGGGAAGAUAUACGAGAUGAUGGGAAUGGCUCUCACUGGUAAAUGGUCAACACCUGAUCAGUUCCACUCCACUGUGACCAUGCCCCAUAUCCCAGAAACUGUAGAAGCUGAGGUUGUUGAACCUACUGAGGCUGGCCGUCAGAAGUGA